This is a messenger RNA of Desarmillaria tabescens, 1766 nucleotides long. RefSeq lists its product as uncharacterized. The record is from RefSeq and is a predicted model, not a curated record. The transcript has 10 exons. Bases 1 to 1446 code for a protein of 481 amino acids. Lineage: Eukaryota; Fungi; Basidiomycota; Agaricomycetes; Agaricales; Physalacriaceae.
AUGGACUCAACCCUCUUCAGUAUCGAAAAGAAUCUUGUCGUCUCAUCCGUCCUACCAGAAGGCACUCUGAGGCCCAUCACCUCAAAUGCUACCGGGAGAUACGACAACGAAUGCAUAACUGUCAGCUUGAAUCCAGCAUUGAUAAAUCCAGGGUUUCGCGAGCCUGAACCGACAUAUCUCCCGCCUCAUUGGACCUCUCAUGUUCACCCUGAAGGACAACUGUACUUUUUUCGGGUUGCUCCUUUCUCUGUGGUCACCGAGGCAUAUUUGUUUCAUGCAGAAACCAUGGCGAAAGUCACUUUCUGGGUCAAGCGGAUAGAGAGCCUCCUAGACGAAAAGAACAUCAAAGUCUCAAGCAGCAUGGAACUAUUCAUCAAGAUUGAAGAAGACGACUGUGCCUACUAUUUCGUUGACCACGCCACGAGAAUAGAGUUUUGGUUGGAUGCCACCGAAACAGACGCCCUCGGGCUACCUGACGUGGCCUCACCAUCUCAUCUCAGAAUUUGUCUAGAAGGCUUAUACUGGGCCCAUGUUGAACAUUUCCCCAUGCACAUUGGAGGACUCCCAAAGAAGAGUUAUGAUGAUCUCAUUUGUAUCUUCAACCAUGGACUUGCUGACCAUAUGACCUCAAGUGUUUCCACCUUUUUCUACUCACAAGGAGAAUGUGCGACCUUUUUGAAAGUUCUUCGGUCUGGCAAAGAUCAUAAUGAAGACGGCCAUCAAACCUGUGUUACUGCGCGACUCUGGAGCAUUGUUUGUAAUCAUAGAUUCUCGGUGUACUACGGCCAGGAAUUUUCCCGUCUAUCUCGGGACCAGGCCGUUCUUUUCCAUCCAGAGGGGAAAGUUUUCCUCGAACGCAUGGUUUCCUUCCUAUCCCUGAGAAAUUCGGCGUCCUACUCGAGGCGACUGGAUGACUUAUUCGUAGACCGCCUUGUCUAUGUAGACCAGUGGCGGCCUUUCAUGUCGAAGUGCUUACAAGAAUGGAAAGAUGCUGUUCUCUUUACUUCAUCCACAUUCAUUCUUCACGUCCCGCUUGCUUUGGGCCCAAGUCUUCCGGUGUUGACGGCCGUUUCCAUCGCAUUCUUCAGCGCCAGUCUCAUAGCGUCAAUGCUCCUAAUCCAUCGCCACAGAGAGCUGGAAAAAGCGAGUGCCAACCAGGCUUCUCAGUAUCUCGAAUCAGUCCAUUCUACCAAGAACCAAUUUCAACUUGUCGCAUUGAUGUAUUCCCUUCCAACUUCCCUACACUUUUGGGGUCUAGGAGCGCUUGUCGCCAACUGUAUCAUUAUUGUUUCCCGUCUUUUUGGUUUGAUUUCUGGCGUUAUUGUGUCUAUUGUCCUGCUUCUUGCUCUGCUCGCCUUCGAGAUAAUUACAACCGAAAAAGAGGUCUCCUCCUGGAGGUCUAUCUUCCAUUUUCGAUCGCGGAACGAGACUAAUGAUCUGGUAUAAGUUAUGUACUUUGUAUUAAACCUAUUAAUUGUAUACCUAGCCUACACUAGACAACAGACGAUUUCAAUCAUAUGCAAGACAGGCUCUUCAAUCCGCAACGCCGGCACCGAUGUCACCUGAAUCGAAGAUUGGACUACACCAGACUACACCGCCCAUGGACUCCUUGACUUCAUUUUGAACCGGAGUCCUUCCUCCGUCGCAUCUAACUGUUCGACGACUCAAGACAUAUCAUAAUCAUCCACCGUCGCUCUUCGAACACCGCCCAACGGGGGAAAAAAUCCGCAUCCUGUCCAACCACUGCUCGCACUCGGAUAAAUUUC